GCGGACCUGGUAUAUGUGAAUUAUGGCCGCACCGAAGAUUUUUUCAAGCUGGAGCGUGAAAUGGGAAUUAACUGCACAGGAAAGAUUGUGAUUGCCAGAUACGGGAAGAUCUUCAGAGGAAACAAAGUUAAAAAUGCCAUAUUAGCAGGCGCCCAAGGGAUUAUACUUUAUUCAGACCCUGCUGACUACUGUGCCCCAGGAGUAAAGGCUUAUCCCGAUGGCUGGAAUCUUCCGGGUGGAGGAGCCCAGCGUGGAAAUGUAUUAAACCUGAAUGGGGCAGGGGAUCCUCUGACACCAGGUUAUCCUGCGAAAGAGUACACUUUCAGGUACAAAGUUAAUGAAGGUGUAGGGAUGCCCAAAAUCCCAGUUCAUCCCAUUGGAUAUCAUGAUGCGGAAAUAUUAUUACGCACAAUGGGAGGAGCUGCAGCUCCCGACAACAGCUGGAAGGGAAGUCUCAAUGUGUCGUAUAACAUAGGGCCAGGAUUUGCAGGAAACACCUCUACAAGAAAAGUCAGGAUGCACGUCCACACAAUCAAUAAAAUAACGCGAAUUUACAACGUCAUUGGCAUCCUCAGAGGAGCUGUGGAACCAGACAGAUACGUUAUUUUAGGAGGUCAUAGAGACUCGUGGGUGUUUGGUGGCAUCGACCCAACCACAGGUGCGGCUGUUCUGCAAGAGGUCGUACGGAGUUUUGGUAAAAUGAAGAUGGAAGGUUGGAGACCAAGGCGAACUAUUAUUUUUGCUAGCUGGGAUGCAGAAGAAUUUGGAUUAUUGGGUUCCACAGAAUGGGCUGAG
Mesitornis unicolor (brown roatelo) is the source of this 795-nucleotide messenger RNA. Its product is annotated as N-acetylated-alpha-linked acidic dipeptidase 2-like. The transcript has 7 exons. The record is from RefSeq and is a predicted model, not a curated record. The annotation marks the transcript as partial. NCBI's taxonomy places the organism in Eukaryota, Metazoa, Chordata, Aves, Mesitornithiformes, Mesitornithidae. Gene Ontology annotation, molecular function: carboxypeptidase activity.